AAAUUCAGCUCUAUUCGGAAUAAACCGCUAAGUUUGAGCAAAUUUGCAUUGCUGGUGUUUACGUUCUAUGAACUUAUUGAACAGUUUGUUCUCGAUUGUGGUCAAGUGCAAUACAAAAUGAGUUUCGAUACUGGACUCGCUUCGCAAAGUUCACAAAAUUCACAGAGUUCAUUUGGUUUGGGUGAUUACGAUUUGCUCGAUAUUGAUCAACCACCAACAUGCAGCUCAUUCAGUUUUCCGUUACCCAAGGCCAGAUAUCCGAGUCAAUUGAUUCUGCCGAAGAAACAAUCAAACAGCGAUAUUGAUAGUGGUUUUGAUUUUACAUCAAGUGCAUCGACCGAAACACGGAAAUCUCAGGCAAGUGUUCAGUUAUUGGCGUCUCAAAGGGUGGUUUCGAGACAAAAAGACACAGUUUCGAUCAGCGACGAUUCAUUCAAUUCGAAUGACACGGAAACAGACAGUGAAUUGGAGAGACAUGCACAAAGUCAAGGCGAUGGACAACGUCAUGAAUGGAGCAAUUCAAGUGGUUCACAAGAGGCUGAUUAUGGAGAGUGUUACGAUGAGGAAAUGCCAUUGUCUGGUGUCACUACGGCUGAAGAAGAGGAAAAUCGCGAACAGUCACAACAACUCAGUGAUAUGCCCAAUUUCAUUCUGCCCGAAUUCGAUUCGAUCUUGAAGCUGUACUCAAAAAUCAAAUCACAGUACUCAGACUGUGCAUUCGUUUAUGCUCUCGCUUCGAAUAUGUGCAAAGACCUCUAUCCAAAGAACAGUUACAUUUCACUCAAAACAGCACUUUUGCUGAGCAUCGUCUCAUGCGACGUUCGAAGCGAUGCGCAGCCGAUUUCAAUCAUGGCUAUAACACGUGAUUCGGAAAUCGCUUCGUCAGUCAUGAGACGGAUUGGCGACAUUUCGAGGAGAUUUAUUUGCAUAAACGACGAUUUGAAAUUCAACGGCAAAUGUUCGCAUACCAAAACUAUUGAUUCAAACUCAUUGCUAAUGGCACGUAAUGGCGUCUGUUUUAUUGGAGAUUGGCUAGGAUUGAAACCGGCAUCAUUGAAUUAUUUGCAAAACGUGAUGGAUAGUAGUCGAGUGACAGCCGAUUCCACGUCGAACAUUGCAUACGCAUUGAAAUGUGCCAUUUGGAUGUAUUGGUCGUGCUCAGCAAAAAAGAUGAGCCAAAAUCAAAAGGACUUGACCAGCAUUUCAAAGCUGUUUGGAAUCCCUGUUGUGUUGGAUGAAACACCCAGUCAAGAAGUGAUCGACUUUCUCUUUGCACAGUGUGCCAUAAACCAAACGGAUAAGCAGAACGAUGUGGGCGACAACAUUGAUGAAAAUACAAUCAAAGCCUAUUUGAACUUUGUCUCCAGAAUUCCAACACAAUUCGACGUUGAAGCAUUGUCAAUGCUGAAAUUCUAUUUCAUCAUUACGCGAUCCAUACGACCGAAUAUUUUAACACCAACGAGUUUUGACAUUCUUCAGCGAUUGAGUGAGUGCCAUGCAAAAUUGUGCCUGCGAACAGAGGUUCUGAAGAUCGAUGUGACGUACGCGAUUGAAUUGUUCGAGGAGUUUGUGCUCAGUGUGUUUGCAGGUCAAGUGAUAACCAAACCAAUGCCAAACCUUAUGCCGAGCACCUACGAACAGGUUGAUGACAAUAUGCGGAAAUUUGUACAAUGGUUGGACGGCUAUAUGUCGAAAAUCAAUGAAAAUGUGCACACAUUCUUCCAAGAAAGGCUUUGAUCCAUAGAAAUGAGUAACUCGCCUCGCACGUAAUCGUUCCUAAUCACAUCCACUUGACACAUUCAUGGCAGGCCAAUGAAAACGAUAAUUUUUCCUUUCAAUAAACUACUACGGCUCUCACGUGUGUUCAAGUAUCAGUUGUAAUCGACAUUCAAAUCGGUCAUUAUUUCUUGUUUACGAUUAUUAUGUCAACAAAAUGCGUUGAAAUCUUUAUGUUGCCAUUGUUGCCUUAUUAUAUGUAACAAUAUCUGAUUUUGUAAACAAGCUGUUGAACAAUUUCAACAAACGUUUUUUUUUAUCGAAUUGUUUGACAUUUUAAAUCGAACAUAUCAAUUGGUUUAUCAGUUCCAUGGAUUUUAAUUCGAUCAACACACACUUGAGAGUUAGCAUAAGAGCGCAUUUAGGUUAGGCGGUACUUAAAUAAUGUUUAUUUGAACAAGAGUACAAAGAACAAAUCUCAUUUUGUCUUAAAUCUAUUUUCCACGAGUUUUUUUUUAGAUGUAAUUAUUUUAUAAAAAAAAUUUAGUUGCUUUCACAUAAUGAGCAUAGUAUAUCUAAGGACUAAUAAAUGCCACAAAAUCAAAAAUUAAGAAUAAAUAAAAUGAUUGGUUUAACUUAAAGAUAA
Molecule: messenger RNA, 2362 nt
Organism: Sitodiplosis mosellana (orange wheat blossom midge)
Lineage: Eukaryota; Metazoa; Arthropoda; Insecta; Diptera; Cecidomyiidae
Gene: mei-218
Product: minichromosome maintenance domain-containing protein 2
Exons: 8
Coding region: 118-1737 (539 amino acids)
Source: RefSeq, a predicted model, not a curated record